GAAGAAUUUUAUACCAUUUCAUUUCACUGCACUGAAAUAGUUGGCAGCAGUUGAUUACUUUGACAAGUGCGUAUAAACUCACAGAAAAUAAUAAAAAUACAAACAUUGUUAGGAUUGUUUUGUCAUUUGACGUUUGUAAAGUAUGAGAUUUAAAACUUCUCUUUUAAAGGAACCUAAACAUUCAGAUCUUGUAGGUUGUGUUGGGUGGAGCAAUACUGAAGAAGUUUAUUCUUGUGGAGAUGACCAUGCUAUUUUGAAAUGGAACCUGGUAACAAAAGAAACUGUUCAAGUGGCCAACCUGCCAAAUGAAUUAUACCCUACAGAUCUACAUUGGUUUCCAAGAGGCCAGAUAGGUAAAAAACAAGGACAGGAUCUCCUUUUAGUGACGGCUGCUGAUGGGAAGUUUCAUCUCAUCAAUAAGAAUGGUAGAAUUGAGAAAAGUGUUGAUGCACACCAGGGAGCUGCUCUGACUGGGCGCUGGAGUUAUGAUGGUGCUGGGUUACUUACUGCUGGUGAAGAUGGCCAAGUUAAGAUCUGGUCUCGAAGUGGAAUGCUGCGCUCAACUAUUGUGCAGUCAGACACACCAAUUUACAGUGCUUCAUGGGGACCUGACUCCAGUCAAGUUCUAUACACUUAUGGGAAAAUGUUGGUUAUAAAACAUUUGACGCCAAACAGCAAACCAAAUAAGUGGAAGGCACAUGAUGGCCUCAUAUUGAAAGUUGCAUGGAACCGAAGUAAUGAUCUCAUCAUAUCUGGAGGCGAGGAUUGUCGAUACAGAGUGUGGGACAUCUAUGGCAGGCAGUUGUACUCCAGUCAGCCCCAUGAUUACCCAAUUACAUCAGUUUCCUGGGCACCAAGUGGAGACUUGUUUGCUGUUGGUUCCUACAACACAUUGAGACUUUGUGACAAGGCUGGGUGGUCACAUUCUCUGGAGAAACCCUACACUGGCAGUAUAUUCAAUAUUGCAUGGUCAAGUGAUGGAACCCAAGUUGCUGGGGCUUGUGGCAAUGGACAUGUAAUCUUUGCUCACAUCAUUGAACGGCGAUUGGAAUGGAGGAAUUAUGAGGUGAUAAUGACCAGUCGCAGGAGUAUCAGUGUACGGAAUGUAAGCAAUGAUGCCUGGGAGAAACUGGAGUUUCCUGAUCGUGUUAUUAAGGUGGCGUUGGGCUAUGGCCAUCUGGUGGUGGUCACUCCAUCACAGUGCCACAUAUACACUACAAAGAACUGGAACACUCCAGUCAUAUUUGACCUGCGUGAAGGUUCUGUCUGCAUGCUACUUCUGGCUGAGAGGCAUUUCUUGCUGAUGGAGAAGUCUAGCUUGAGUCUGUACAGUUAUGAGGGUCGCUUGCUGUGCUCUCCAAGGUGGCAAGGGAUGCAGCCAGAGAUCGUGAACCCAGCAUGUGUCAGUAUCAGCUCUGAUACCAUAGCAGUGAGAGACCAAACAGAUGAAAAGUUGGUGCAUUUGUUUGAACUGGGAACAGCACGGUCACUAGUUGAUGCCCCCCCUAUAAAACACAGAGGUGGUGUAGUUGAACUAGCCUUGAACCAAGCUGGGUCACCAGGCGAACGGCAGCUUGCUCUAGUCGACAGAAACAGAGACUUGUACCUUACCAACAUAAGAGGCUCUGCCACUAUGAAGAGACUGUGUAAAUUGGGGUCAAUGAUCCAGUCCCUGUGUUGGAACAGUGAUACAAACAUGUUAGCAGCAGUGCAAGACACCAACCUUAUUGUCUGGUACUAUCCAAAUGUACUGUAUGUGGAUAAACGUUUAGUGAAGAAAACUGUUAUCCAUAAAGAUGCCAGUGAAUUUGGUAAAAAUCCUGUGGUGGUAUCAUUUGAUGGAAAUCAUCUGGGUGUAAGACGUUUGGAUGGUUCUCUUGUGACCAGCAGUGUAUCACCAUUUCAUUCUGUUCUUCAUGGCUAUGCAACUUCCUCUCGGUGGGAUGAUGCACUGCGUCUCUGUAGGUUUAUCAAGGACUCCACCUUAUGGGCAUGUCUUGCAGCCAUGGCAACACAUGCAAAAGACAUGACUACUGCAGAGGAAGCUUAUGCGGCUAUUGACGAGACCGACAAAGUUACUUACAUACAACACAUUAAGGAAAUUCCGCAACAUGCAGCACAGUUAGCAGAGAUGGCGCUACUUGGUGGCAAUGUGCAAGAUGCAGAGAGCAUAUUACUACAGAAUGGACUGGUGUUUCGAUCCAUUAUCACUAAUUUGAAUUUACACAAUUGGAACAGAGCAUUGGAACUAGCCAUUAAGCACAAAACACAUGUAGACACAGUUCUCUUCUUUCGCAAAAAGUAUCUGGAUGCAUUUGACAAGCCAGAAACAAAUCAGAAAUUUUUACAGUUUAAAGAUGAGGUGGAACUAGAUGCAGAAAAAAUAGCACAUAAGAUACAAAUGGAAUAUCAAAGGGAGUUAUAAGAAGAUGAAGUUCCAGAAAGAUACAACACAAGUAAACAGCACAUUAUAAUGUAAUAUUAUAUACUGCACAUAAAAGACUACCAUUUUGCACUGUACACUGAAAAUCACUUUCUCAAAAAGAAAAAUAAAGAAAUAACACCAUAUAAACUAA
This is a messenger RNA of Zootermopsis nevadensis, 2576 nucleotides long. RefSeq names its product intraflagellar transport protein Oseg5. The record is from RefSeq and is a predicted model, not a curated record. Gene Ontology annotation, molecular function: protein binding. Gene Ontology annotation, cellular component: cilium; intraciliary transport particle B. NCBI's taxonomy places the organism in Eukaryota, Metazoa, Arthropoda, Insecta, Blattodea, Termopsidae. Gene Ontology annotation, biological process: cilium assembly.